GAGAUAGGUUCACUGUUUGACUGUUUCAGUGUAGAGGGGAAACUAAUUUUACAUUAUUGUAAAACUCAGGCUUGGGGAUAAAAAUAUUUUUUUGAUUUAUAUUACGUUUUCAUCCUAGAUUUCUAUUCCUUUUUUAGUUUGAUGCAAGCUCGGCAUAUAAAAUCAGAUGUUAGUUAUCUAAUCAGUGACUUUUUUGAAUCUGUGAUUCAUUUGUAUUUGUACGAAAGAAAUGUUUAUCCUCGUGCUUCUUUUACUGACUUUGUCGCUUUCGGCUUGCACCUGAAGAUUUGCAAUAAUCCUGAUGUGAAGAAGUACAUUUUUGAUUGUGUUGAAUCCUUACGACCUCAGAUUUCGGAGAUAAAUGAAUUGCGUAUUGUAAUUAAAUCUAUUUCAGACAGUACAUUUGUGUCAAAGCCUGUUGAAUCACUUGUUUUACAGUUCAAUAAACUAAAUGAAGAAUUUAUUCGACAAGAUAUUUGUUUUUCAUUACUACAAGAAUAUUUUGCUAUUAUAUUAAUUCGUUUGAAAAUUCUUGAUUCAGUGUUGCAACCGCUGGGGUCUGAGACAACUUGGGAACCAUGGGUAAAUUUCCGUUCAUCCUCAAAUCAAAAUGAGAAUCCUACUAUGUCGUGGAGUUUAAUGUCAGAUAAUAAUGCAAAUGUAACGAAUUUCGGUUCAGUUUAUCCUAUCAAAUCAUUUCAAACUGAUGAUAUUCAAAUGCAAGUGUAUCUACUUCAAUAUUAA
Messenger RNA from Schistosoma turkestanicum, 744 nucleotides. Lineage: Eukaryota; Metazoa; Platyhelminthes; Trematoda; Strigeidida; Schistosomatidae. The record is from the annotation of a GenBank genome assembly.